Rosa chinensis is the source of this 897-nucleotide messenger RNA. RefSeq names its product high-affinity nitrate transporter 3.1-like. Gene Ontology annotation, molecular function: nitrate transmembrane transporter activity. Gene Ontology annotation, cellular component: plasma membrane. Gene Ontology annotation, biological process: nitrate transmembrane transport; response to nitrate. NCBI's taxonomy places the organism in Eukaryota, Viridiplantae, Streptophyta, Magnoliopsida, Rosales, Rosaceae. The transcript has 4 exons. The record is from RefSeq and is a predicted model, not a curated record. The coding region runs from base 80 to 820 and encodes 246 amino acids.
UUGCGCUUGAUGAUUGUUUAUACAUACAGAGAUUCAGACUUCACAGAAAUCAAGUAGAAACCUCCAAAAAUAUUCUCAGAUGGCAUCGCGUAGUGAGAUUGUCUUGGCUUCCCUUCUUCUUUUUCUAUCAUGCUUAGCAGAAACCUCUGAUGCAAAUGGCGUCGUCCUCUUUUCCUCUCUGCCCAACACUUUAGAAAUGAUCGUGUCACCCCACAAACCAGAACAGGUUAUGAAACCUGCGGAAGGUAGUUGGACUUUUGGUGGGACGUUAAAAGCUGGAGAAGACAAACUCAGCAUCUCAUGGCGUCUAAACCAGAGUUUCUCAGCCGGAACCACCGACUCGGGGUACAAGACCAUCAAGGUGAAGCUGUGCUACGCGCCGGUGAGUCAAGUGGACCGCGGGUGGAGGAAGACGGUGGACAACCUCGCAAAGGACAAGACGUGCCAGUUCAAGAUAGAAACUAGACCAUACAAACACGUGUGUGAUAGCUUUUACACACAGUGCACGCACAGAUUGGUGUUACCGUGUGGUUUGGAGGGGGGUAGUGCUAGCAAGUGGAAGUACAUAGAUUGGACCAUAAAGCGCGACGUGCCUUCUGCUUCGUACUUCGUACGCGCCUACGCUUACGACGGUGCAGGUGUUGCGGUGGCUUACGGUCAAAGCACGGGACCGAAGAAAAACUACAACAUAUUUGAGGUCCAGGGGAUCACCGGACGACACAAGACGCUUGAUGUGGUAUCGAUUUGCUUUAGUGCUUUCUCCGUUUUGUCCUUGGUUGGGUUCUUUGUUGUUGAGAAGACAAGGGCAAAGCCUACCUAAUAAUCAGAUGUGAAGGAAAACUCCAUGGUACAUUCACAUUGUUUGUUGUUAUCAUUUAUGAUUGUUAACCGUUGAUG